AUGUCAGGACAAGAGGAGAAUAAAGUAAAUUCUUCUGACGUAAGAAAGGAUAGAGUUGUGACGAACUCUACUGGUAAUCCCAUCAAUGAGCCAUUUGUCACCCAGCGUGUUGGGGAGCACGGGCCUUUGCUUUUACAAGAUUAUAACCUACUCGAUUCUUUGGCGCAUUUUAACAGGGAGAAUAUUCCUCAAAGAAAUCCUCACGCCCACGGUUCUGGGGCCUUCGGUUAUUUUGAAGUGACAGACGAUAUUACAGAUGUUUGUGGGUCUGCCAUGUUUAGCAAGAUCGGUAAGAGAACGAAGUGUCUGACAAGAUUCUCCACUGUGGGUGGUGAUAAAGGUAGUGCCGAUACUGUUCGUGACCCAAGAGGGUUUGCAACUAAAUUCUACACAGAAGAAGGUAAUUUGGAUUGGGUCUACAACAAUACACCUGUAUUUUUUAUCAGGGAUCCUUCGAAAUUCCCCCAUUUUAUCCACACGCAGAAGAGAAACCCGCAAACUAAUCUAAGAGACGCUGAUAUGUUUUGGGAUUUCCUUACGACUCCAGAGAAUCAAGUGGCCAUCCAUCAAGUCAUGAUUCUCUUUUCAGACCGUGGUACUCCUGCGAGCUAUCGUAACAUGCACGGAUAUUCUGGUCAUACUUAUAAAUGGUCAAGUAAAAACGGCGAUUGGCGUUAUGUGCAAGUCCAUAUUAAAACCAAUCAAGGGGUCAAGAAUUUGACUAUAGACGAAGCCACUAAAAUCGCAGGGUCCAACCCAGAUUACUGCCAAAAAGACUUGUUUGAAUCUAUCCAAAGCGGUAACUAUCCAUCGUGGACUGUUUAUAUUCAAACAAUGACUGAACAGGAGGCCAAGAAUUUACCAUUUUCGGUCUUUGACUUGACCAAGGUAUGGCCUCAAAAGCAAUUCCCAUUACGUCGUGUAGGCAAACUUGUUUUGAAUGAAAAUCCACUGAAUUUCUUCGCACAAGUGGAACAAGCAGCGUUUGCCCCUAGUACUACUGUCCCAUACCAAGAAGCCAGUGCUGAUCCGGUGCUACAAGCUCGAUUAUUUUCUUAUGCAGAUGCUCACAGAUACAGACUGGGCCCCAAUUUCCAUCAAAUACCCGUCAACUGUCCCUAUGCCUCCAAGUUUUUUAACCCUGCCAUCAGAGAUGGCCCAAUGAACGUAAAUGGAAAUUUUGGUUCAGAACCUACCUAUUUAGCCAACGACAAAUCAUACUCGUAUAUUCAGCAAGAAAGACCUAUUCAACAACAUCAAGAAGUAUGGAACGGACCCGCUAUCCCUUACCACUGGGCAACAUCUCCAGGUGAUGUCGAUUAUGUUCAAGCUAGGAAUUUGUACCGCGUCUUAGGGAAGCAACCUGGACAACAAAAGAACCUAGCUCACAACAUCGGUAUCCAUGUAGAGGGCGCCUGCCCUGGAAUCCAGCAACGGGUUUACGAUAUGUUUGCCCGCGUAGAUAAGGGACUAUCUGAUGCGAUCAAGAAAGAAGCAGAGGCAAAACACGCUGCUGAACUUUCAAAUAACUCUAAGUUUUGA
This is a messenger RNA of Saccharomyces eubayanus, 1542 nucleotides long. RefSeq names its product catalase A (gene CTA1). Gene Ontology annotation, molecular function: heme binding; catalase activity. The transcript has a single exon. Gene Ontology annotation, biological process: hydrogen peroxide catabolic process; response to hydrogen peroxide. The coding region runs from base 1 to 1542 and encodes 513 amino acids. The record is from RefSeq and is a predicted model, not a curated record. Lineage: Eukaryota; Fungi; Ascomycota; Saccharomycetes; Saccharomycetales; Saccharomycetaceae. Gene Ontology annotation, cellular component: cytoplasm; mitochondrion; peroxisome.